Messenger RNA from Apodemus sylvaticus (European woodmouse), 3171 nucleotides. It is a transcript of the gene Metrnl, whose product is annotated as meteorin like, glial cell differentiation regulator. Gene Ontology annotation, biological process: positive regulation of brown fat cell differentiation; energy homeostasis. NCBI's taxonomy places the organism in Eukaryota, Metazoa, Chordata, Mammalia, Rodentia, Muridae. The transcript is spliced from 4 exons. Gene Ontology annotation, molecular function: hormone activity. The record is from RefSeq and is a predicted model, not a curated record. Bases 2251 to 2940 code for a protein of 229 amino acids.
UCAGUUUACCUUAUGAUCAGAUCAUCCCUGUCAGUUUUAUGGUGCAGACUAGGACCAGUUUUGUCUGUAUCAUAGCUUCACCAUAGCAAUGGGACAUGGUUAUUUUAUUUAGUGUAGCUGAUAUAUCAUCUGUAUCUCAUGAAGAUGGUAAAAAAUCCUGUGGAUCAGUGGUCAUUUAAGAUGAUAUGGUGCUGGGUAUUUGAAAUGGAGAUUUGGGGUUCAAGGUAUUCCAGUGGGAACCUGCCUUGUCUUCAUUAAUGAUCUGUCUGGCUGAGGGACCCUUACUUCAGUUCCUGCUCAUGUAAACAUGGGCUAUGCACAUGUACUAGUUUUGAUACUAGUGAAAGCUCCUGUAUCCAGCUACUACUUGUUUUCUUCUUGAUCUGAAUAUUUUAGGAGCAUGUGAGGGAACACUGGUGCUUCUCCUGGGAUGCAUGCUUAAUCCUUCCCUUAGCUAGUGAAGCCGGAGUAGAGGUGGGGUAACAGGUACCUCGUUCUGUGGGUCCUCUGCCCUCACAUUGUUCUUUCCAAGUAAGCAGAGUGUAGUGGGCACUGCAUAAUGCAGCUGGCCACUGGGAUGGCAGCCCCUGGGCUGGGCACUGUGGGCUGGCCUCGUGGCCCCUUAAGUAUCUUGUGGAAGAUAGUGUUUCUUUUUAUCUGCCUCUGCUGCACUGAGGCUCAGUGCUCUGAGGUAUACUGAGGCCUCCAUGCUUUUGCUUCUCAGGAAACAAAACUUCGUGCUGGGCACGCUGUAUUAAAUAUAAUUUAUAUUUGUAAGUUGAGGCUUGUGACUGUUCUGGUACAAGUGUCAGUUGUCCCUUGAUGUUGGAGACAGGAGAAAGAGGAACACAAUAAUUAGGUUUUAGCCAUGUGCCCAUUUACUCUAAUUUUCAUAUAAUACUAUAAUUAUGCCCAUUCCUGCACAGGUGUCAGGUGAGUUUGUAUGCGUUUUAUUGACUGUAAUUUGUAAGUUUAUUCUAUAUGUGUGACUUGAGCAGUGCCUGCUGGCUGGCUGUUCUGGCCCAGAGCCUUGUGGGGGUGGGAAGCAGGUCAGGAGGGGUUCACCCACAAUGCUUCUCUCUGAUGUGGUCUGUGGGGUAACUUAUAGUCUUAGACUACUGUAGUCCUUAUAUACAGAAUGAGGUUUUGGGGGCCGGAAGCAUGAGUCACUAAUAGUGAAGGUCUGCCCUGUGUUAUGCGUUUUCUCUCUUGCAGAAAAGCUUUCUGGUAACUCACUCAGGCUAGGUUCUGGAUAUAGCCUUUUUUAAAAAAAAUUUUGCAUAAAAAUCCUAAGAAUGUGGGUGAACCUGUCUGAGAUCUGAUCAGAACCAAACGCAUGUAAUAGAACUCUUAGCUGAAGCCACUGGUUUCUCUCCAAGACCACUGUGGUUAUGACGUAACCUUAGCAACGAGCUGAUUUUUGCUUUAUGUUUGAGCAGGAGAAACUUCUGCAUUUUCAGGAGCUUAGGGCUUUUGAGAACAAUAGUGCCUAACAGGGAUGUAGCAUAGUAUAAGCAUUCUUUCAUUUGGCAUAUGUGAGACUGAAUUAUCACUUUAGGAACCUUAUUCCUUUAGGAAUCCCAUCUAAAGUCUUCUUGUUCUUUAGACUUCUCCCCCCUUCCCCCCAGGGAUGUUUCCUUUACCCUUAUAAUGAAUUUCAGCUUUAAUGGUUUACUCGGGUUUAUUUUUAAAAAUAUGAUUGGUGAAAUAAACCUCAGGCCUGAGAAUGAAUGACCAAUGGUCAGAUUAUUGGCUUAAGGAAAAGUUGAAAUCUCUUAUCACCUGUGGCUAUCUCCUCCAGCUGGGUUGGAAGCUGCUCUCGGGAGCAUGUUAUUAUGUGUGUAGUGCACCCAUGGCAUCUCUACACACAAGCUUCGUCCUCAUUUUCACUUCCUCGAGUGACUGGAAACUGUGGCUGGUGCAGUGGUCCUGCUGGUGUGCUUUGCUAGAUGUCUUGGAAUACCCAGAUCAUCCUUGUCUGUAACUUCCCAGUGCCGUUUCAUUGGCUAAGGAAGCUAUCCUAAGACUGAUGCCCUGGGGCACAGCAUGGGAUGCCCCCAGGGUCUCUGGAGCCAGUGUGGCCUGCACCAUCAGAGCUUUGGUCAUGCUCAGUUUUACUCUUGGAGUAAGUCUACUGGAAACUGAGAGAGGUGGGUUCCUGUUCCGCAUGUCAGUGGGCUCACCCGAGAGGCGCACAGCAAGGAGGUGGAACAGGUGUACCUGCGCUGCUCCGCAGGCUCUGUGGAGUGGAUGUACCCAACUGGGGCGCUCAUUGUUAACCUACGGCCCAACACCUUCUCACCUGCCCAGAACUUGACUGUGUGCAUCAAGCCUUUCAGGGACUCCUCUGGGGCCAAUAUUUAUUUGGAAAAAACUGGAGAACUAAGACUGUUGGUGCGGGACAUCAGAGGUGAACCUGGCCAAGUGCAGUGCUUCAGCCUGGAGCAGGGAGGCUUAUUUGUGGAGGCAACGCCACAACAGGACAUCAGCAGAAGGACCACAGGCUUCCAGUAUGAGCUGAUGAGUGGGCAGAGGGGACUGGAUCUGCAUGUGCUGUCUGCUCCCUGUCGGCCUUGCAGUGACACUGAGGUCCUCCUUGCCAUCUGCACCAGUGACUUUGUUGUCCAAGGGUUCAUCGAGGAUGUCACCCAUGUACCGGAACAGCAAGUGUCAGUCAUCAAGCUGCGGGUGAGCAGGCUCCACAGGCAGAAGAGCAGGGUCUUCCAGCCAGCUCCUGAGGACAGUGGCCACUGGCUGGGCCAUGUCACAACACUGCUGCAGUGUGGAGUACGGCCAGGGCGUGGGGAAUUCCUUUUCACUGGACACGUGCACUUUGGGGAGGCACAACUGGGAUGUGCCCCACGCUUUAGUGACUUUCAAAGGAUGUACAGGAAAGCAGAAGAAAUGGGCAUCAACCCUUGUGAGAUCAACAUGGAGUGACUUGCAGGCUGACACAGUACUGUUGUCCUUCAAAUGAGCCAUGGCUUGUGGUCUCGGAUGCUCUAUCCAGUCCUGAUAGAGAUUGCGGAUUGGUGGCAUGGGCCCAGCCUGGUGCUUGAACUGGGAAGGUACAUGCUGCUCUGUCCCCUAAGGUUCCAGCCAAGGAUGCCCUGAUCCAUCGGAAAUGCUGUAAAAUACAAACUAAGUUAUUAUAUUUUUUUGGGUAAAAGA